Messenger RNA from Numida meleagris (helmeted guineafowl), 5371 nucleotides. RefSeq names its product erythrocyte membrane protein band 4.1 like 2 (gene EPB41L2). Gene Ontology annotation, biological process: cortical actin cytoskeleton organization. The record is from RefSeq and is a predicted model, not a curated record. Gene Ontology annotation, molecular function: structural molecule activity; actin binding. Lineage: Eukaryota; Metazoa; Chordata; Aves; Galliformes; Numididae. The transcript has 25 exons. Gene Ontology annotation, cellular component: cytoskeleton; plasma membrane. The coding region runs from base 203 to 4081 and encodes 1292 amino acids.
GGGGGGGGGGGUCGUCGUCUCCAGAUGUGUCCUCAUCUCCAUUAGUUGCGCUCCCACACAGCGAGGACUGCACGUAGUGUGAACGCCGGGUGUGGAAAUGAAGGGAUCACGAAGACAUCGGUCUGUUAUCCAGUUGUCAUAGUUGGAUUGUGUUCUACUAGUCUUCAAGACUUUCAUUGGCAUUAAAGUGUAAGCUGUGACAAUGACAACUGAAGUUGGCUCAGAGACUGAAGUGAAGAAAGAUUCUGAGCAGGUGGGACCAGACAAACCCAAGGGCAAGCCUGAAGAAGCGUCAGAAACUCCAGGAAAUGAAAAGUCCAGGAAAGCAUCCUCCGAAGAAACUCAAGAUUCUCCCGUCCCAGCACCAGUCAGCCCUAGUAGCCCAAGCAGCCAGAAGAAGGAAAAAGAUUCAUCUGAAAGCAAGGGUAUUUCUCGUUUCCUUCCUCCCUGGCUUAAGAAACAAAAAUCCUAUACCUUGGCAGAGCCCAAAGAUGAGGCCAAGAAAAGAGCAAUAGAGGAACAAGUAGUUGAAGAAAGUGAAAGCCAUCCAUCAGGGGGGAUGGCUCAGCCAAAAAGGAGCUUAGAAACAGUGGCUGAAAAUAAUGCUAAAGCAGAUGACAAAGAAGAAAAACACUCUGUUAGUAGUGCAGAAACACAGCCUGCCAAAGAAGAUGGUAAAGAAAUGGAAGUAGAAAAGGUUGCAGAAGAAAAAGAAGAAAAGGAAAAAAGGGAGACAAAAGAAGUGCAGACAGCUGAAAGUAUUCCCCAGAGGCCUCCUAAGAAAAUUAAAACUGUGCAGUGUAAAGUGGUGCUCCUGGAUGGCACAGAAUACAGCUGUGAUCUAGAGAAAAGAGCAAAAGGACAAAUUCUGUUUGACAAAGUGUGUGAGCAUCUCAAUUUGCUGGAAAAGGACUAUUUUGGGCUGUUGUUUUAUGAGAAUUCAGAUCAGAAGAACUGGCUAGAUUCUUCAAAGGAAAUUAAGAGACAAAUUCGAAGUUUACCUUGGCUGUUCACUUUUAAUGUGAAAUUUUAUCCUCCUGAUCCUUCACAAUUGACUGAAGACAUCACUAGAUAUUUCUUGUGCCUACAGCUUCGCCAAGAUAUUGCUUCUGGUCGACUGCCAUGUUCUUUUGUGACUCACGCCCUCCUUGGUUCAUAUACCCUGCAGGCUGAAAUGGGUGAUCAUGACCCAGAGGAGCACCGUAGUGACUACAUCAGUGAAUUUCAAUUUGCACCCAAUCAAACUCAAGAAAUGGAGGAGAAAGUAGCUGAGCUACACAAAACACACAGGGGCCUGACUCCAGCACAGGCGGAUUCCCAGUUCCUAGAAAAUGCUAAGAGGCUGUCAAUGUAUGGAGUGGAUUUACAUCAUGCCAAGGAUUCUGAAGGUGUGGAUAUCAUGCUGGGUGUAUGUGCUAAUGGACUGCUCAUUUACAAAGACAGACUCCGGAUCAACCGCUUUGCUUGGCCAAAAAUUCUGAAGAUUUCCUAUAAGAGAAGUAAUUUCUACAUCAAAGUCAGGCCAGCGGAACUGGAACAGUUUGAGAGCACUAUUGGAUUCAAACUGCCAAACCAUCGGGCCGCUAAGAGGUUAUGGAAGGUCUGUGUGGAGCACCAUACUUUCUUCAGACUUCUAUCACCAGAACAGCCUCCAAAAGCAAAGUUUCUAACCUUGGGUUCUAAGUUCCGGUACAGUGGACGUACGCAAGCACAGACACGACAGGCUAGCAACCUCAUAGAUAGACCAGCUCCUUACUUCGAGCGUUCUUCAAGCAAACGUGUUUCCAGAAGCCUUGAUGGUGCUCCCAUGAGUAUCUCAGACCAAAGUCUGCUAAGAGACUUCCAUAGUACAAGAGGGCAGCCUGGAGGAGACAAAAUCAUUGACCUUGAAGCUGCUGGACAAGCCAAGCUGAAAGAAAGUGGCAGAGAAGAUGAUGGAAGCCCACUCAAAACUCCACAAUUAGAGUUGAUUCAGGAUGGAAAGAAUUUAUUUCUUCAGCUCACUCACAUAUACCCACCAUCACUACCCAUCCAUUCUGUGUCAUCCCAUCUCACAAACUUGUCACCCAUCCCUGAGAUGGACAUGCUUUCAGAUAUUUCAGAGGAAGAGCCUCUCUGUGAGCCUGUCCUUACCAUCCCAGAUGUCUCAGAGUGUAAUUCCAUGAGAGAAAUAGCAGAUCAUAAAAAUAAAAUAGCUUCAGUGAACGAUAACUUUGAAUCUAUGAGAACCCCAGCUAGUCAAGGCCCACCUGCCAUGGAAGGAAAAAUCUGUAGAAAUGACUACAAAAACACUGAAUUGUGUGUCUCAUUCAGCUUUAUCAGAUGCUUUUCUUUUCGUUUCCGAUCGCUGCUUGAUGAAGAUGGUUAUAUUAGUUUUCCUAGCCUUCCUGAUAUUUGCAUCUCUUUCCUCCCACCUGGUGUUCAGCACUAUGUUCCUAUCACCUCUCCUUCCUUCAUCCCCUCUUUUCUCCUUAUCUUUGUGUUGCUUCUCUCAGCUUUCCAGUCUAUUCCUCUUUCACUCACAUUUUCCCUUCCUCUUGCUCUGUCCCUCUGCUACCUGGAGCCUAAAGUGACUUCAUUUAGUGCCUCUUAUGACAAUGACCUGAAUGACAAAGCAGAGGAAGAGGAGGUGGAAUCUGAAGAGGAGGAAGCACAACAGAAGGACCUGGAUAAGACCCAGGACGACUUAUUGAAACACCAGGCUAGCAUUAGUGAGCUCAAGCGCAAUUUCAUGGAAUCCACACCCGAACCACGCCCUAAUGAAUGGGAAAAGCGGCGUAUCACACCUCUGUCCCUACAGACACAAGGGAAAAAAGGAGACCACAUUUUCCAAGUGAAAACGCUGCCUGGAAAGGAGAAGCAAUGGACUGCAAUGUCAUCGAUUGCUGGAACAAAACCAGAGGAAACUGAUAAGAGCCUAGAAGAAGAGAUAGCGUCCAUUUUAUUUAGCCAAGAGCGCUUUGGCGCCGGCCUGGACCGGCCCUUCGCCGUCGCCCGCGCGGGGCCAGCAGAGGGCGCUGCAGGGGAGCAGACCGCCGCCUCGGCCCCGCCGCCCCAGAAACAUGCUUCCAGAGCAGAAGGACCUUGCACUGAAGUCAGCAAUGCUGAUAAGAGUUCACAUGAGACUCUGGACAUAGUGGAGGAGAAGAAGCAGGCAGAGGUUGGGAUAGAAGAAACACUAGUCAUAGACGAAACCAGCAAAGGGAAAAUACAAGUUGCCACUGAUGCUGGGGAAACAUGUAAGGUCGAGCACCUGACAAAAAAGGACUCUUCUUCUUUGCCGUCAGAUAGUAGUAGCAGCAGUAGUAGUGAGAGUGAGGAUGAAGAGGUGGGAGAAUACCAGCCACAUCACAGGGCUGUUGAGGAAGUCAUCAGGGAAGAACAGGAAGAAGAGGAAGAUGUGAAAAGGAAAGAACAUGAAGAAAAAAUACAGCAUGUGGAUGCCACACCCGAAGGCAAUCAGCUAACCAUACCAGCUGAGCGCACAGAAGUUACAGCUGAAGAUUUGGUUCAGGAAAAUGCAACUGCCAUACCUACAGAGGAGAAGAACUUGUCAGAGGAAGUUAAGCAAGACGUAGGUGAAGAAAAGGAGGAGGAACAGCUCAAACUCAAUGGAGAUGUGUCACAUGUUGACAUUGAUGUUUCACCACAAAUAAUUUGUUGUUCUGAGCCUCCAGUAGUGAAAACAGAGAUGGUAACCAUUUCAGAUGCCACACAGAGAACUGAAAUCUCCACAAAAGAAGUUCCAAUUGUUCAAACAGAAACUAAAACCAUCACAUACGAAUCUCCACAGUUUGAUGGCAGUGCUGGUGGCAGCGCUGGUGUGCUGCUGAGCGCACAGACAAUUACUUCAGAAUCAGUUUCUACUACUACAACUACACACAUCACGAAGAUGGUUAAAGGUGGUGUAUCAGAAACAAGAAUUGAGAAACGAAUUGUCAUUACUGGAGAUGCAGAUAUUGACCAUGAUGAGGCUCUGGCACAGGCAAUCAAAGAAGCCAAAGAACAGCACCCUGACAUGUCUGUCACAAGAGUAGUGGUGCACAAAGAAACUGAACUAGCUGAGGAAGAUGAAGACUAAAAUCUAAAAUGCCCUCAAGCAAAUAUUUCAGAAACAAAAAUGAUGCUGGCCAUGAUCAUAACCUUGAAGAACUGUGAUCAUUCCAAGUCAUCACUACUCAACUGAAUUCACCAAGCCUAGCAAUGAUGACCAGAGUUUAAGAAUGAAUUGCCAAUACCAAACUCCAUGUUAACAUCUUUGGCCUAUAUUCCCUUAAAAGCUUUCUUGUUUAUUUUUUUUAUAACCACUUCUUAACAAGCUUAGUUUUUUAAUGACACUUUAGAGGGUAUGAUCUUCUUUUUCACAAAUAUUUGAAUUUCUGAUGCUGAUUCUUGAUUAUAUGAAAGUGAACAAAAAAAGGGGUCUGGGAAGUGUUGUUCACUGGAGCAGGUGGUUAUUGUGCAGAAAAGGGGAUCUUAACUAAUUUAGAUGUAGUUUUGUUCCCAAAUAUUUCAAAUGAAAUCUGUCUCUGGAGUAAUUUACAGAUUAUUUUUUUUCAGAUCAUUCAGGUAAAUAUAUGGUCUCAGAUAACAAAGUUUUUUUUAUAAAAAUAGAACCUUUCCUAAAAUUUGAAAAUAUGCAUUUCUUUGGAUGAAUUUUAUACUGAUAUCUCCUGUAACUCUUUCUGUUCUAAGAUUCUCCCCUCUGUGGGGCAGAGAUGAUGUGGCAGUCUGUAGAGGAGAAAGAGUUACAAAGAAAUUUCUUUUGACUCAGCACUGUGUUCUCUUUGCACUUUGGUGCCAAUGCUCAACUUCUUGUAGACGUUUUGCUGUCUGCGACAUUCCAGAUAGGGAAAGAAAGAAUAUCAAAAUAUCUUCUUCCAACAAGAGAUCUAGGCAGCUUAAAACCUUAGUGCUUUUUUUCUUACUGUGUCCAAACUUCAACACUUCCAUUAUUUGAAUACACGUGUAGAAUGCUUGCUUUCUAUUAAACCUCACUUGUCUACAUGUUAGAACUGACAUUUGUUAUUGAGAAGGUAUAUGUUUCAGAUACUUUGUCUAAUGGUUAACACAGGUUUUUAGGACACUGAGUAAAAGUAUAUGAUGGAUUCCAUUCAUAAAGUGGUAAGACAGUACCAUCAUUUGAGACUGCCAUUGAGAAAACCUGUUAAUUAUUUUGGAUUUCAUUUUUAUUUAGUUCUCGGGGGGUUGUUUGUUUUUGGGGUUGUUCUUGUUUUGUCUUUGUUUUGCUGUUGACUCUGUGUAUAGUUAAAAUGCCAAAUUAGAUUUAUAGCAGCUUGAAGUUGUAUUAAGUGAUAUUUUUGCUUUCUGUAAUUCUGUUAUAAAAUAAAGUUGUUUAUUCUCUGUAUGA